Pocillopora damicornis (cauliflower coral) is the source of this 1930-nucleotide messenger RNA. Its product is annotated as ribosome biogenesis protein BRX1 homolog. NCBI's taxonomy places the organism in Eukaryota, Metazoa, Cnidaria, Anthozoa, Scleractinia, Pocilloporidae. Gene Ontology annotation, molecular function: rRNA binding. Gene Ontology annotation, cellular component: nucleolus. The record is from RefSeq and is a predicted model, not a curated record. Gene Ontology annotation, biological process: rRNA processing; ribosomal large subunit assembly.
AGUCGAUAAUUCAAAAUGGCGAAGAAAAGGUCCAUCAAAGAAGUGGAAACUAAUGGAGUACAGCCGAAGAAAAAGAAAACGAAAAAGGGAAAAUGGACAAACAAACAACGCGUGUUGGUGUUUUGCUCACGUGGUAUAUCACACAGAGCAAGGCAUCUUAUGCUGGAUAUACAGACAUUGUUACCCCACUCAAAAUCUGAGACCAAACUUGACCGCAAAGACAAACUAUUUAUUGUCAAUGAGGUCUGUGAGAUGAAAAACUGUAACAAAUGUGUCUUUUUUGAGAUGAGAAAAGGACAAGACCUUUAUAUGUGGUUUUCUUGUACGCCACAUGGGCCAUCUGCCAAGUUUUUGGUUGAAAAUGUGCACACAAUGGAUGAACUUAAAUUAACUGGAAAUUCAUUGAAAGGAUCAAGGCCAAUAUUAUCAUUUGAUCAGCAUUUUGAUAAAACACCUCAGCACUCACUUUUGAAAGAAAUGUUCAUUCAGAUUUUUAGUACUCCUUGUUAUCAUCCCAAGAGCAAACCCUUUGUAGAUCAUGUGUUCUCUUUCUCUGUAGAAGACAACAGAAUUUGGUUCCGGAAUUUCCAGAUUGUUGAGGAAGAUGGAUCAUUGCUGGAAAUUGGCCCACGAUUUGUAUUAAACCUUAUAAGAGUGUUUGAAGGAAGUUUUGGAGGAGCAACACUUUAUGAAAACCCACAUUACCGAUCACCUAAUGAGUAUCGUCGGAUGAUCCGCAAGCAAGCUGCUCAACGGUAUCGAGCUCGCGUGGAAUCGAAGCAAGCUCUUGAGGAUCGACGGGAAGCCAACCAAGAUAUUCCACGCGACAUUUAUGAUGUAGAUGACGUAUUUCAUACAAUUACCCAAUCAGAUAUUGACAUUGCCAAGGCAAGGGGAGGCGGUGGGGCAAAAUGAAUGAAAGAUUUCUAAGAAGACGGAAAGUGGAAGACGGAAGGGGUAGAUGAAUAAGCGAAACUAACUGACGAAGACUGGUUCAAGAUCUUAUCGGCUCUAAGAAACUCAUGGAAUUUGAGUAGAGUUUCUUUCUGUUGUGGCACAGAUUUCUGUACACGAGUACUACGGCAAAAUGUGUUUUGCACCAAUUGGCGUUUUUUCUCAAAUAUAUCUAAACUGCCCAUGGUGUCCAUUUCUUUAAAGAAGUGUGAAUAUACAUGUGGACGUUUGCAAGUCUGAUCGUAGUGUUGUUUGAAUGCUCAUUAUUUUAUUCGAAGAUACUCUCUUUAAAAAACCUUUUAAAGGGAAUUUUAUCGUGUAAUAUUUGAAAUUAGUAACCAGCGGAAGAGGAAGACUCGUUGCAUCUAAAACUCGACCAUAACUUAAGCAUUUCUUGAGAAGAGAUAAAUUUUUUUCAUUAAAAAAAAUGCUUUGUUCUGUUAAUUGCGAAAAAGGUGGGCGAGUCUGGAAUUACUUCCUAGCUUUAAGAUCCUUGCAUAUUUAGGAACCUUCCUUUUAUCUGUGUCUCUUCUGUUGACAACUUCGACAGCUUCCUUGUAAUUGAACAACUUUUGAUGGAUAUAUUGAUAUGUAAAUGUGGCUUUUAUUGAAGUUCUCAGGUUAAUUUCAAUGUGCGCCUCGCUUUCGCUUGUUGCCAUUUAUAUUGGUGCUCUUUUUGUAAUCAAGAAAUACCUAACACUCAGCGGCAAGUGUUGUUCGUAAAGACGAGAAAUCCUGACCGUAUGAGAUACAAAUAUUGCUCAACGCCCUUGUAAAAGAGUCCUUCUUCGAAUGAUGAAAAAUGAACAUCUGUCAGAUGGGAAGUGUUUUGUCAAUAAUUACAGAGGAGACAGGAGAAGCUGGGAGAAAGGAAGGAAGAGUACUACGUAACAGAUGAAUUUUCAUUCUGUUUUUUACCUUCAAACAAUUUUGAUUGUGCUGUAAAACGUGAAAUAGAGAAUUUGUAUUGCUCAAA